Molecule: messenger RNA, 3548 nt
Organism: Etheostoma cragini (Arkansas darter)
Lineage: Eukaryota; Metazoa; Chordata; Actinopteri; Perciformes; Percidae
Gene: wdr27
Product: WD repeat domain 27
Exons: 24
Coding region: 285-2708 (807 amino acids)
Molecular function (GO): protein binding
Source: RefSeq, a predicted model, not a curated record
GUCCAUUUCGUUAACUGUCUAUGUAACGGAUGUAGUCUCGGUGUCAUAGCAACCUGCAACAUUUGUCUACCUGUAACCGUCAGUUCUGCGCUUGAGAAACUCCCUCUCCUACUCAAGUUAGCUUAAAUCACCUACAAUGUAACUGUUUAUAAAAAGUAUAUAGCUGAAGUUACGUUACAUCAUGUGGUAAAAGAUGACUCAUCGGUCACGUUUAAGGUGAAGUAAUAGGCGUUAUAUUUGCUGGCGGCAACACAACGGUUAAGGUAACGUUCCUCAAACCAAAGAUGGUGAUCGAAAAGCUCAGUUUAACUUGUGAUAGACUUCUGUCACACCGACAGCUCGCAUGUUGUCAAUCGUUUUGUGGUAUACCACUGGCCGGCACGAAAAUGCAGAUUUACACUAAUACGGACAUUGAGCAUAAGCCACUGUUGUUAACUGGCCACCACGGUGAGAUCAGUGCGAUGACCUUUGGAAAAGGAAGCAGACCUGUUCUCCUCUGCUCUGCCUCUGCCGACUACAUCAUUGUCUGGGAUAUUGAACUCUGUCAGAAGAGAACAAAGGAGGGUAAAGUAGCAGCUGGAACCGUUAUCGGGUCUUUACUGGGGGAAGUCGUCUAUCUUUCUUUCUGUUUCUCUGACGAACGAGUGGCUGCAUGCUCGGGAGCAACUGUGUAUAUUCUCAGCUCAAAGAGACAUGAAGUGAUCUCUACCUUGACCAGCCACCUCAGACCUUUAACAUCAGCGGAGUUCUGCCCUUGGGAUAAAGACAUUCUUGUCACCACAUCAGAGGACCGCACUUUUAAGGUGUGGGAUUUGAAAACGGAAGCUGUUUGCUACCAGUCUUUUGUGCUUUCAGCCUCUCCACUGCUUAGUGUGUUCUUCUUGGAGGAGAACAGGCACCUUAUCACUGGCUCAACCGAUGGACAGCUGUGGUGCUUUUCUCUCACUGAUGACCACAAGUGUCACCUUGUUACCAAAAUGGACCUUCAGAAGAUGGAAAAAAGACAUCAAAUGCGCCGAGGGACUGUGAGCGAUCAAGCAGGGCUCACAGAAAAAUCAGCUGUAGAUGAAGUGGAGAUUUCCAAACCUGUCCUGGGUGUAUGUAGCUCAUUCGUUGACACCGGUAUUGAGCAUAAAAAGGACCACAGCUGGUUAUUUAUUGGAAGCUCUGAUUGCCUGUACGUGGUGGAUCUGGCUACCUCGGAACUCCUAAAAGCACUAUACUUCAAGGAUUACCCCAACUUGAGCGUCACAAUGGCUGGGUCGUGGUCAAUCGCUCCAGGGUGGGAUAACUCUAUGGUGUUUUUAGUGAGCUCUUUGUUCACUCCAUGUGUGGUCCUGUUGGACUUACGUCUGUGUGACCUAGAGAGGACCUGGGCUUGUGGUGAAGGCUUUUCGGUGUUCCCGAGUUCUCCUCUACUGCUUGAAUCUCCUCUAAAUGCCGAGCUAAAGAAGAAGAAGAAGCCCGAGCAUCCUAAAAAGAAAGGAGGAAUAAAGGAGCAGCCUCUGGUUUUCCACUCGAAAGUGAAGUCAUCUGGAUAUACUAGUGCCCCAAGAAAUAUUAUGUUUUCACCUAAAACAAACAUCCAGAAGAAUCCAUCCUCUAAAACAGCUAACAAAAAUAUAGGUUUACUCCUCAGAGAUUAUCCAGCAGACAGCGCAGCUCCUACUAUUCCACACAUGCAUCUUAGCAUUGUCAACAAGCCAGUCCACUGCCUUCAAUAUUCAGGUGACGGAAAACAAGUCCUGUGUGGUCUUGGCGACAGCUCAGUGUUUUUGUACAAGUCUUCUCUUGCUGGCAAUCCAACUGUCUACACAGGGCAUGACAAGCCAGUGAGCAGUGUGAGCUGGAGCCUCAACAGACAGUGGUGGUUGAGUGCGUCAGAAGACCAGUCUCUACGAAUUUGGACCCAUGGCAGCCCAGAGCCGGCUAUUAUCAUGGGUGACAGUUUGUUCUCAAAACCCAUUAGAAGUGCUCAGUUUUAUUACCUCGACAAAUUUCUUCUUAUGGCAUCUGGACCCUCUCUCUACUUGUACCUAUAUAAUGUGGAUAUCACACAUGAUGACAUAAAAAGAUAUCAGCAGCGGAGUCUCAUCAAAUUGGCAAGAUGCAUUACAACAACAUCAGCAACAGACAUCACUGCCUUGUCUUCAAUCAAUGAUUUCUUCUCUUAUAUCGUUCUGGUGUGUGGUUCAGAUCGGUCCAUUCAAGUAUUUGACAUGAACAGCGGUACAGUUGCCGCAGCGCUCCCUGAUGCCCACAGCAGAGCCGUCCACUGCAUCACACAGAACAAGGGCUCCAUGUUUAGCACACAAGCGCCUGAUUCGUACAACCUCUUCCUUACCAGUGCAGUCACAGAUGGUGUGAAGAUUUGGGACCUCCGUACACUGAGGUGUGUACGGCGUUAUGAGAACCAUCUAAACCGCUGCCAUCCAUGCUCUUCAGCCAUCUCACCAUGUGGGCGCUUCAUUGCCUCAGGCUCUGAGGAUAACUGUGCCUACGUGUAUGACAUCCGUAGCAGCAGGUACCUGCACAGACUUAAAAAACACUCAGACACAGUGCUCAGUGUGACGUUCAACCCUGCCACACCAGAGUUGCUAACUGGGACACUGGAUGGGAAGCUGCGAUUGUUUCAGUCCAGCAGUGGGGCCCUUCUGUCUCAGGACACCAGUGCUGCUGUGGACAGAAUCUCCCACACGACUGCAUAAUUACAUCAGGCUGCUGCAAAGAUCAUGCAGGUUUCAUUAAAGCAGUUCCAGCCCCUGGCUAGAGUUUUACUGGGAAAGAAGAGAGUAAGGGUUUUGUUUUUAGUUCUUGGUUAAAUCAAGACCAAAAAUAGACAAGUUUAAAGAGGUUUUGUUUUCUUGUUAUAUGUGCCUGUGGUGUUCUUUUAAUACUGUGCUUCAAAUUGUAAAAAGGAGCCAUCCAUUUAAGCUCAGUCAUCUUUGUCAAACUUCCUGUACGUACAUCAUUAUGAUCACUUUUCUUUGACUGGGAUUCAAAGGGAUAUGAGUGAAAAUAUUUCAUCAAAUUCAUUUAAUCACAUUAUUGUAAUGCAAUGAGGUGAUACAUACUUAAUCACAGAUAAGAACAGCUUAGUUUGCCAAAAACAAUUUUAUCAGCUGUUAUUCCCAUCCAUCCGACCACGUUCUGCAUGAUCAAGCAUCAGAUUUUCCUUGUUCAGUAUGUGGAACAGAUGUACUUCUAUAUCACUGGCUGUGACUACUUAACAGAUCAGCACACAGAGCUAUGACAUCAACUGGGUGCAACCUCUUUGGCUGCCAGACACACAGAUGCUACUACUGUUUAUACUGACACACCCAUCAGCAUUGUUUGAGCUAUACAUUUACUCUUCUCACCCACUGUUGCAACAAAAUGUCAGCUACAACUGACUACAACUGUAACAGAAUAAAAAAUGAGGGCUCUGACACUGAAAUUUAGGAUUUAAAAAGGCUUAAUCAUUAAUUAUAUGAAUGUCAAGUAUAAAUAAAUUGUUAGAUCAUUGUAACAUGCCUGUGGAACUUAUUUAUUGCAUCUGUUUUCUGGAC